Molecule: messenger RNA, 1566 nt
Organism: Erigeron canadensis
Lineage: Eukaryota; Viridiplantae; Streptophyta; Magnoliopsida; Asterales; Asteraceae
Product: F-box/kelch-repeat protein At5g43190
Exons: 1
Coding region: 75-1217 (380 amino acids)
Molecular function (GO): protein binding
Source: RefSeq, a predicted model, not a curated record
AAUUAACAACCCAUACCCAUCCUCCUUUAUCUAACACACAGACAUCCAAAUUUUCAACAUCUUACAACUCCAAAAUGAAACUUGCUAUCAUCCAAAACAAUCACAAAACAACAUCUCCGGCCACCCUCACACCGGAAAUGGACCGUAAAAUAUGGCGAAAACUCCCCGUCGAACUACUCGAACGAAUCCUCUCUUUCUUACCUCUAAAAACAUUCAUAUCACUCCAACCAACUUGUAAAUACUUUAGAUCAUUACUUUUCUCACCACUUUUCCUCUCUUGUCAUUCAAACUCAUUUCUAUCUUCAUUCUUGUUAUUAUCUCAUCCUCAAUCACCUCACUACCAUUUAUACGACACCGUUUCAAAUACUUGGCGUAAUUCCAAUCUUUCCUUGCCUCGUACCUUGUCUUUCGCACCACUUGUUUCAACAUCAACAUCUUUGUUCUGUUUUUCUGCUGUCCCGGAUUUUUCAAACUCGGCAUUUUUAAUACAUAAUCUUCUAGCUAGAUCAUCUAGAGUCAUUAAAUUCCCUGAAUAUCCAUUUAUUUAUGAAAGACUAACUUUAAUUACAAACCAUAAUGGUUACAAACUUUUUUGCUUAUCUUCUGGAUCCUCGAAAAACCAUUCGUAUGUUUACGACUCUAGAACACGUAUAUGGAGUCAAUAUACUGGGUUUGAUCAAUUGUUAGGAGAAAGUUAUCAUCAAGAAGGGGUUUUAUUUAAUGAAUGUUUGUAUUUUGCCACUCGUGAGCCUUUUUUAGUUGUUAGUUUUGAUUUAAGUACAAAAAUUUGGGCGGUUUGUGAAGCAAAUAUGCCCGAAGAAGUUACUUUUGUUAGAUUAAUAAGUAAUGGAAUAAAUGGGAAUAGAUUGUUUAUGUUUGGAGGAAUUGGAAGGAAUGGGAUUUCAAGAAGUAUGAAAAUAUGGGAAUUGGAAUUGGAUGGAAAUAAUGAUCAAAGGAAAUGGAAUGAAAUUGAGAGUGUGCCCGAAUUGAUGUGUAGGAAAUUUGGGUCGGUUUGUUACCAUAAUUACGAACGGGUUUAUUGUUUUUGGCAUCAAGGAAUGAUUUGUGUGUGUUGUUAUACGUGGCCUGAAGUUUUGUAUUAUAAAGUGUCGAGAAGGACUUGGUAUUGGGUGCCAAAAUGUCCUUCGAUUCCUGAUAAAUGGAGUUGUGGUUUCAAGUGGUUUUCUUUUGUUCCUCAACUCUAUGGUUUCGUUUAAUUAUUAAGUUACUCAGGACGCAAGGAUUGGAUCCUGGUAUUGCUGCGUUGUAUUUUGGUUGAUUUUAAUUUAUUUUUAAAUAUUAAGGAUUUAUAAAGAUACUAUAAUUUAUCAGAUUGUACAUAGCCCGGUCCUUGGAAACAUGUACAAAGGUUAGUACGAUGUAUCUUUUUUCACUUUCUUUUUAUUUAUUUUUUUAUUUGGCUUGUGGUACCAUAGUUAAUUUAUUGAGGUUUGUAUUUGGUUUGUUGGAUAAGUUCAAUUUUAUGUGUUGAGUACGUGUAAAGAAUGGUUAAGUUACUUUCUGUAGAAAAGUAGUUUGGAAAUAUAUAUGUGGAAUUGAUUCGAA